AGCGUUUAGUUAAAAUAUAAAACCAAAAUCAUCGUAACACAUAAUAAAUUGUCAGAACGUUAGGAUUAUAUUGAUAUAAAAUCCAUGAUAAACGGUCUAUAGCUGUGAUCUCACUUAGACAAAGAAAAACAGGAAUUAUUAGCUAAUUUUUUUUAAUUUUUAUCACUGCUGGUGCAUUGUGCAGCGGAGAAACACCCGCCAGAUACCAUAGUAGCUCAACGUAACCGCGUCUUCCAAAACAUAUCCAACACACAAAACGCAGUUUAUACCGAAUAUGUUCUUCAAAAUAUGAAUUUAAUUCACAAAUGGAAAAGAUUGCGAGGGAAAUUCUUAGAAGGCAAUAUACAGAACUUACAAGAAGUGACAAUUGUUACUUCUCCGUAGGACUGGAAGAUGAUGACCUUUUCAAGUGGAGAAUCUGCUUCCAAGGUCCUUACGGAACGCCAUUUGAAGGUGGUAUAUUCACGGUUAUCACCACUUUCCCAAACAACUUCCCAAAUGAUCCACCACAAAUGAAAUUCGAGCAGAAAAUGUGGCAUCCAAAUAUCUACCCUGAUGGGCGAGUCUGCAUUUCUAUACUUCAUUCAGCAAAUUCGAAUUUGUACAACGAACAUGAGCGAUCGGAUGAACGUUGGAGACCAGUACUUAGCGUAGAAAGCAUAGUCCUCAGUGUGAUAUCAAUGCUAACGGAACCGAACAUAGAGUCACCGGCUAAUGUUGAUGCCGCAGUACAGUUGAAGAAGGAUCCGUUAGCAUACAAGAGACAAGUACAAAUGUAUGCAAGGGAAACGAUGGUAUGAUUAUCCCGCAAGACAUUCGUUGAUCUAACAAAUACAUCCACCGAGAUAAUGGAAUCAUGAUGAAUUUUGACAACUACUUUGCCUUUAUAAGCAUAUCUAUCUUCGGGAGAUUGUUUUGUAUGUUCAUGUUAUACCUUAAUCUAACAAGGCUGAAGCAUAUGAGUAUCAAACCGCUCUCUCAUCAACAGAACAGGUGACACGAAUGUUUCACAUGGGUUAAAGUUAUCAAAAUGGAAAUAUAAUACAGUCAACUUGAUAAUGGCAGUUUGUGUCGGAGAUCACGUAUAUCUGUGUAGGUCACGUAUGACUCUAAAGGGGGCACAAGAAUGUGCUAGUAGAAGAGGAACUACUCACUGCCUUCAACUACGUCACUAUCACUUCCCUUGAAUGACGAAUCAACGACACGGCAGUGGCGCUUGCGGAACAUUGGGGUUGAAGGAGAUACGUCAAAGGCCACCCCGUCAACAGAACAACUCAAUGAUGCUGAACGCGAUAACAGCUU
Babesia bovis T2Bo is the source of this 1302-nucleotide messenger RNA. Its product is annotated as putative ubiquitin conjugating enzyme E2. NCBI's taxonomy places the organism in Eukaryota, Apicomplexa, Aconoidasida, Piroplasmida, Babesiidae. The coding region runs from base 306 to 800 and encodes 164 amino acids. Gene Ontology annotation, molecular function: ubiquitin conjugating enzyme activity. The transcript has 2 exons. Gene Ontology annotation, biological process: ubiquitin-dependent protein catabolic process; protein polyubiquitination. The record is from RefSeq and is a predicted model, not a curated record.